Molecule: messenger RNA, 1912 nt
Organism: Columba livia (rock pigeon)
Lineage: Eukaryota; Metazoa; Chordata; Aves; Columbiformes; Columbidae
Gene: ADPRM
Product: ADP-ribose/CDP-alcohol diphosphatase, manganese dependent
Exons: 3
Coding region: 1-966 (321 amino acids)
Molecular function (GO): manganese ion binding; CDP-glycerol diphosphatase activity; ADP-ribose diphosphatase activity
Source: RefSeq, a predicted model, not a curated record
AUGGAGGCGGCGCCAGCGCCGCUCUUCGCUUUCGGUGUCAUCGCGGACAUCCAGUACGCGGACGCGGAGGACGGAUACGACUUCAGCGGGUACCGGCGGCGGUACUACCGGCAGAGCCUGCAGCUGCUGCGGGACGCUGUGGAGGCGUGGGCAGCGGAGAGGCCGCCGCUCGCCUUCGUGCUGCAGCUGGGUGACAGCAUCGACGGGCUCAACGCCCGCGGCGGCCGCGCCGGGGCUGCCCUGGAGCAGGUGCUGGCGGCGCUGGGGCGGCUGCCGGUGCCGGUGCAUCACACAUGGGGCAACCACGAGUUAUAUAACUUCAGCCGGGCCCGCCUGGCGCACACCGGCCUCAACAGCCGUCCCGCCGGGGCUGCCGCGCCAGCCGAUGACUGCCAGGCCUACCACUUCAGCCCGGCCGCGCGGUUCCGCGUGGUCGUGCUCGACGCCUAUGACGUGAGCGUCCUGGGCAGGGAGCCCCACAGCCCCCGCUACCAGGAGGCCCUGCAGCUGCUGCGGGAAAAGAACCCCAACGAGAGCCUCAACAGCCCUGCAGGACUCAAAGAACCUCAGUUUGUGGAGUUUAACGGAGGAUUUAGCCAAGCCCAGCUGGACUGGUUCAAUGAAGUUCUCAAGUUCUCUGAUGAAAACCAAGAAAAAGUUGUAGUUAUGGGUCAUCUGCCCAUUCACCCAGGUGCUUCAGACAGCAUUUGCCUAGCCUGGAAUUACGAAGAUGCCCUUUCGGUCAUACACUCCCAUCGGUGUGUGGUUUGCUUUCUCGCAGGGCACCUGCAUGACGGUGGCUAUUGCCUGGACUCUCAUGGAGUUCAUCAUCUGACUUUGGAAGGGGUUAUUGAAACUCCACCGGAAAGCAAUGCCUUUGGGACUGUUUAUGUCUAUGAAGAUAAAAUGAUACUGAAGGGAAGGGGCAGAGUUUCAGACAGAGUUAUGCAUUUCUGCAAAUGGUAAGCAAAUAGAAGUUGCUCUUCUUCAGGAAGAGUACUCCGACAAAAAAGCAGGGGAUUCAGCUUAUUAUUUGCUUGUAGGAAGAUGUGCGCGGCUGAUCCUUAUAGCUUUAACUCAAACAUUUUUCUCUUGGAUCCAAAUUUCAGAAAUAACAUGUCUGAAAGAAAGCAGACCUAGUUUCCUUUUGGAGCAUAGAGAAGGCCAGUAAUGAUGUUUGAAACAAAUAUACUUGAAUGCAGAAUGUUGACUUGAAACACCCAAUUCUGACUGGAUUGUUACUAUGAAAAAAAAUGCAACCAUAAUAUGAAUAUUGAAAAAAACAAGCAAACUUUUUAAGAUCAGUCAGAACUAAUGUGGCCUGCCCAGCCACAUUUAUUUUUCUUUGAACAUCAUCAUAAUGGCUCCUCUCUGGGAGAAUUAGCCCACCCCGUAGCCUAAUGCUGUCUUUCUAAUAUUGUUUUAAAAGAAUAAAGUAACCUCCAGAUACACUGAGCCCAAGGAAAAUUGCGACUAUCAGUGCUGCAUGGUGUAAUGCUGCAGAUACACCCUCGGUCUAUGUGUGUGCAGCUGUAUCAGCCUGCAGCAGCGCUGAGUAGCAAAGCCCUGACAUGGAAGGAUCUAACACAUGUUGCUGUGCUGCCCAUGGGCCUGUUCUGGCUGUCCCCGCCAGCUUGUGUGCCCAGCGACUCGCCAGCGCUUCCCUCUCCAGGACUAGUGGCGCUGGAACACGCUCACUCUCCAUGGGGCUGCUCUGCAGAUUCUGCUUUCGGGAACAGAAAUUCCGAGACAAGCAGAGUUGUGACAGUGACCACAUCUGCUGGUGGCAGUCUUGAGCACGCAUCUCGCAGAAAGUAAAUAUAGGGAAGCUUUCAUUGAAUUUUCAUUAGAAAAACAGUAUUUAUUACUCUGUAAAAGCAGUAACUUUCAAUUAAAGAUAAUAGCAAAAAUA